CAGCUCCCAGUUACCGUACCGACAAGAACCGUGAAAGUUGUCUCGAGUUGUGUGGUCCGUGUUGUUGUUAUCCUUCCUUUUUAGUUUUUAAAACUUCGUUCAAAAACAAAGUCCUUAAAAUCUUCAAAUCCAAAAAUGUCUAUGGAAAAUGUGAUUCCAUUCGAGGAACUCGAAAGGAAAAGAAAAAAAUCUGCUGCCAGACGACUCAAGGAGAAGGAACAAAGGGCCCUUGCCGAGCAGGAAGUCGAUGAAUCAUCGCCCAUGGCAGUGAUCAAUGAGAUUUUCAAUCCCAAACUGAAGAUACCCAAAACUGUCGGCCAUUACACAGUUCCAGAUGAAGUGCACAUCGGCGAUGCGGACGCCCUCAAGGAUCUAGAUGAGAAGAAACUAGUUGAAUUGAAAGAGGUCUUCCUAUUAUUCGAUACCGAUUCGGAUGGCUUGAUUUCGCGCGAAGAUCUCAAGACAACCCUACUGGCACUGGGCAGUGAGGCACCAGAGGAAAUGCUCGACGAGAUGAUAAAGGAGGCCAAAGAGCCAUUGGACUAUGAUGCAUUUGUGCAGCUCAUGGGUUUCCGGACGAUUGAGCUAGAUCCCGAGGAUGUCCUACUGGAAGCGUGGAGCAAGUGGGACGACGAAAAAACUGGGUUAAUUGCGGAGAAAAAAAUUUACGAGGAGUUAACUAACUACGGGGAUAAACUAUCCAAAACUGAGGCCAGGGAGGCACUUUCUCGAGCUCCGAUGGCGAAACCAAAAACACUGGACGAGCCACCGAUGAUUGAUUAUCCGGCGUUUUGCCGAAUGUUGUCUGGCAUCCGGAAACGAAAAACUAAAUAAUUAACAGCAAAUAUUUUUUUAAAAAAUUAAUUCACAAAAAUACAACAUUUUAAACUUUUAAAAUUGA
Messenger RNA from Eupeodes corollae, 901 nucleotides. RefSeq names its product myosin regulatory light chain LC-2, mantle muscle. The record is from RefSeq and is a predicted model, not a curated record. The coding region runs from base 136 to 834 and encodes 232 amino acids. Gene Ontology annotation, cellular component: myosin II complex; cytoplasm. Gene Ontology annotation, molecular function: calcium ion binding; myosin heavy chain binding. Lineage: Eukaryota; Metazoa; Arthropoda; Insecta; Diptera; Syrphidae. The transcript is spliced from 5 exons. Gene Ontology annotation, biological process: post-embryonic development; locomotion.